Messenger RNA from Hypomesus transpacificus, 9484 nucleotides. Its product is annotated as cilia- and flagella-associated protein 47-like. The transcript has 62 exons. Lineage: Eukaryota; Metazoa; Chordata; Actinopteri; Osmeriformes; Osmeridae. Gene Ontology annotation, molecular function: protein binding. The record is from RefSeq and is a predicted model, not a curated record. The coding region runs from base 83 to 9457 and encodes 3124 amino acids.
CACUAAAUAAAUAAAUAGCUUGCUUUCGCAAACCUUUUUGCUAUUUAGCCCUGUGGUCAACAACGCUUAGCUCGCCGACAUAAUGGCACUAAAUACAGUUCGGAUCAGUCCUCCCGUUGUUGAGUUUACCGAUGUAAAAGUUGGAGAGGUUUACAAGACAGCUGUCACGGUAACGAACAUUGGCAAGUCCUCGAAAAGAAUGCGAAUGGUUGAACCCAUAUCAAAGUUGUUCAGAUUGAAGGUGAACAACCCAUGCACCUCCAUAGCGCCUGGGUUGUCCAUGACUGGCUGUCUGGAUUUCUCUCCAGACAAGGAAGAGGAGGUACGAGACCGUUUGCUGCUCCUCCUCGAAGAUGAGGCUACAGAGAUCCCUCUGUCAGCGUUCCCGAUGGCUUGCUCCCUCCAGAUGGAGUCCCUGGUUGAUUUUGGUUCUGUCCUGGCUAACAGCCAGGUGAUCAGUAAGGAGGUCUCCCUCACCAACCAGGGCUCUGCUCCAGGAGUGUUUGAGGUACUGUACAAUGGAGACACAUCUGUCCGGCUGUCUCCUUGUAGCGGUGUGGUGUCUCCUGGCGCCACCCAGUGGCUAAAAGUGGAACUGUGUACAAACAGAGCCAGACACAUCAGAGAGCAGGCACUAGUGAAGCUGCAGGGGCGGGCGGACGUGGUCCUGAGGGUGUGUGCCGACGUGCAGGAGCAGAGCCUGGAGCUCCGGGACCCUGAGGGGCGUCCUCUCUCCUGCCUGCGUUUUGGCUCGCUCUACUUUGGCACAGCCGCUGUGGAGACGCUGGUUGUGAGGAACAGCGGACCGCAGGCCUGCCACUGGGUUGUGGUGUUGCUGGAGGACGCUCCAGGAACUGAACUGGGUACGGACAUCCAAAAGAGCACUGAUGCUGCCCUUGCGGAGAGGAGCGCGACGAACGCAGCCGUAACCAUGGACGCCAGGCGCGUCAUCACCUGCGUGCCUAACGAGGGUGGCCUGGGCCCUUACGAGGCCACCAGCCUGUCCGUGUGCUUCAGCCCAGUCAGCAGGAACAGCGAAGGCAACAGCAGACAAGAUUAUUCCCUCUUCCUGUUGUUUGACAUAGUGGAAAGGAAACACGGCUUCACACAUCAGAGACUCUGUAAUGGUGGGGGUGCUGUGGAGCUGGCGGUGACGGGCUCAGGCCUGCCCAUGGCCCUGGUGCCCAGCCCCUCCCUCCACUUCAGCUUCCAGGACUGUACGCCGGGACAGCGCGUGUCCAUGCUGUGUGUUCUCCAGAACCAGUCCCACCUGCUGCCACUCAACUUCCGCUUUUGCAAGAUCGCCAACUUCAUCAGCGACCCGCCCACUGGCGUCAUUGCCCCUGGACAGUCCCUGGAUGUGGUUCUGUCCUUUUCUCCUCACCAGAUGGGCCGGUUCCAGGUGCACCAGCCCCUGAAGGUGAUUGGACAGGUGGCUCACGUCAACUCGUCCUCCGUGAAGCUCCGCCUCUGCAGCUUCCACACCGUCACCCUGCACCUAUCAGCUGUCUGCCACGCCCCCAAGGCCGGCCCUCGAGGAUUGGUUCCUUCUGGCAUUCUGUGCUCGGCUAAGACGCGCCUCCACAGGCACCGCCAGAGCGAAAAGAAUGGGGCGGGGCUACUAGCCCUCCCAGACAAGCCCAUGGCCCGCCUUCGAUCUGGCUUCCCUGACACACCACACAGGACCAUCUUCACAGGGGUGGAGCGCUACCGCUACACAGACCCAGACUACAGCUACAGCGAGGAGGAGGAGCAGCAGAGACAGAGACACAGGCAGCUCUACCUCACCUUCAUCAGGAGCCUGAGAGAGACGCGCCUGCACCGCAGCUCUCAGAGGUCCCACAGAGAGGUCGAGGACGAGGUGGACAUUGGGAUUCGUCCGGCCGAAGGGCUCUCCCCGCCCAGACUCUCCCUGCAAGACCUGGAGACCAAUCAGAGCCCUGCAGAGGGCUGCUGCCAGCAGAGCCAAUCACUGACUUCUUGUGCCUUGGCAGCCAUGAAGAUCAGCCCCACAUCCAGACAGGUGGAGACAGGGGGGAUGAACGCUGUUCCCUCCACCAGACAGGAAGUGUCAGAGUGCAGCAGCAAGCUCUCGGCUCAGCAGCUCCACCAGGUGGUCGUAGGACCCAGCUCAGUGGACUUUGGGGAGGUGUGUGUCCAGUCGGUGUGCGUGCGUCCCCUGGAACUUGUGAACCAUCUAGGAGUGUGUGUGUGGGUGCAGCUGGAGCUGGACUGUCCUGAGCUGCAGCGCUCCUCCCCCCUCUCCUACGUCCUGCCCCCCGUCUCCAGGGCCACCCUCCCCCUCACCUUCCAGACCUCCAAGCUGGGAGACUUCUACAAGUCCGUGUCCUACACAGUGAACAGCUGUCACCCGGGUCAGGUUCUAGUCGUGGCCCGGGUGGUUCCCCUGGCGCUGGAGCUCUCCGCCCCCGAAGUGCUGCUCGGCCCCGCCCACAGCCUGCUGGCCCAAUCAGGGUACAGGAGCUCUGUCACACUGCGGAACCGUGGUAACCAGGUGGCCGACUUCACCUGGAAACCCAUCAUCACAGAGGAGGGCAUGGCCUUCUCUAUACGCCCUGCCACAGGGUGUGUGGAGGCCCACAGUGAGCUGGAGUGUGAGGUGGUGUGGCACCCGUCCUUCUGCUCCCUCCUGGAGGGCAGCUUCCAGCUGUGGGUUCACCUGGGUAACACCACACACCUGCGCUGCGUCGCCAAGCUAGGAAGGUCCAGUGUGCAUCUGUCAGAGAAGCAGCUGGUGUUUGGCUCAGUAGCUCUCAACCUGCCCUCCAGCAGAACCAGCAGACUCCUCAACACUGGACACAACCACGUGCACUAUCAGGUGCUGGAUGUGUGUCCUCUGCCGGGGAUGACCGUGAGCCCCUCUGAGGGCGUGGUGCCAGUGGGGGGGCAGGUUGACAUCACUGUGCUGCUCACGCCUGCGGCCGUCAUGAAGUUUCACACCCGAGUGAAGAUAGCCCUGAGGAACAUGAAAGCCCUGGAGCUGAGGGUGGGGGGGUCAGUUGAACCUCCUCUGGUGGACAUCGACGUGAGUUCCUUCCUGUUCCAGGGGGUCUAUGCCGGCUCCAGUCACAGGGUUCCGUUCCGGCUGCAGAACCGCUCCCCUGCCCUGGCCCAGGUCCACUUCCUCCUGGAGCAACACACAGACUUCACCAUCCUCCUGCCUAGCAGCGUCACAGGUCCAGAGGCAGGUCCAAACGAGUAUGUGUGUGAUCUGCAGGCUCUCCAGACUGUGGACUGCGCUCUGGUCUUCUCUCCCAAACAGGUGGGAUCGCACGACUUCAUACUGCCCGUCACCGUCAACGGCGUGGGCUCUCGCUCGACUAGCGCCGGCUCCGCCCCUUCCGCCACGGCGAGCGACGGGCACAUGGUCACGCCGCGCCCCCCGGCGGUCACGCUGGAGACAGUGUCACGUCGCGUGCAGGCCACGGCCUUACGAGGACCUCUUGAAAUGUUCCCCUCCACGCUGCAGUUUAAUGUGGAACUUCUAGAACCGGGUUCCACAACGCUCACACAGACAGUGGAGCUGAGGAGUGUGUCCCAGGAGUGUGUGUUCUGGAAGUUGGACUGCAGUGCUGCGUCAGCACUCUUAGGGGGUGCCAGGUUGUUCCUCUCUCCUGCAGGGGGCUCCCUGCUGCCUGGCAACACCCUGACCAUCACUGUCACCAUGGAGACACACAACCUGGCCCCAGUUCCUGGGGGGCGCGUCCAGCUGUCCCUCCCACUCUCCGCGGGGGGCGAGGAGAGGAUGGAGGUGGACGGAGGCCGCCGCGCCUACAGAGAGCUCAGGAUCUGCCUCACCCUCUGCCCCCCCACCAUCACCUUCCUCCCCCCUCGAGUCCUCCUCACCCCCGCCCCACUGGACACCCCCACCACCGCCACGCUCACCCUGCUCACCUCCGGAUACCCCAGGGGCACCAGUGUGUGUGUGGAGGUAGAGGAAGUGGAGUUGGAUGAUGGAACCAGGCUGAGGCCUCUCACCGUCAGCCAGCCUCGGGGUGGCCCCCUGCCAGCCCAGCCCCAGGGUCAGGCGCGGGGCCACACUCAGGACAGCUGGUCCUCCAUGGUGUACACGGUGACCUUCUGCUGCCCCCAGCCUCUGUCUCUCUGCUCACACAUCACCUUCAUAGACCACCUCAACAACAGGUUUCAAGUCGAGGUGUGUGCUACGGCUGACAACUGUUUGCUGUCCGUGUGGCCCCACCUGGCCCUGCACCGCUCCCAGCAACACAUCGUCCUCAGGAGUGGUCAUGUGAACAGUGAUUCAGGGGGUUCCCAGCUGGCGGGGGAGGCGGUACUCCAGCCCUGCUACUCCCCUAGCUCCGCCUCCCACUACACUGGCUCCACCUCCUCCACCUUUGCUGUCCUCAGCUCCUCCUGCAGCCGCACCCUCUCCGACUCAGCGUUAGACAGCCGCAGUGACAGUGUGUGUGACACUCAGGCUGGGACAAAGGAGGUGUGGCCUCUGAGUGAAGGCAUCCCCAGCUUCCCACGGGCGGAGUCGGAGGAGGGGCUAUACUACCACAGCGUCCUAUUGGCUGUCCAGAAGUGGUUCAGCCUAUUUGGCUGGCCACGUGGUCCCAACCCCAUAUCACUACCGCACACGCUCAGAAGGGUUGAGUGUAAGGUGGAGACGAUGGAGGUGGGGCCAGGCAAUGGGCGGAGCUUCCGUGUGAGUCAGAGGCGGGGCGUGAAGACAGUGAAUGACAUGCUGUUGCACCUGGCGGCCACGUCCCUUCCUGGUGCCUGCUCUAGCCAAUCACUUCCCUCCAACCCUACCUUGCGACUCCGAGAGCUCCUUGACCAGCACUCAAACCUGCUUGCCUUCCUGAGGGCCCAGGGAGCUUGUCUGUCUCAUAUCAGACCUGAGUAUCUGUUAGAUCUGCAGGAGUUCAACCACUGGAGAACACAGCAGGCCCCAACAGAGCAGCGGACCAUAGACUACAGCAGCUGUGACUACGAAGCCCUCAGCACACGAGCCUGGACUGACGUCCUGCUGCAGACCUACAAGGUGCUGGUGCUGAGGCGUGUGAGGGAGGUGUGCAGGGGCCCCCAGGGCCCUGAGGGGGUGGAGCACGGAGCUGUGCCCAGGAUCGAUCCCUCCCCUUUGGCCAGUAACGUGUACUCUCCCUGGGAGCGCAGGCUCCUGUCCUGGCUCAACCUGCACUACCACAACACCAGGACCUCCAUCUGGGCCUCGGACUCCUGCAGGGGUGGUGUGCCAUCGGCGCGCUGGGUGGUGAACUUUGAGCUGGACCUGGCUGACGGGCUGGUGCUGGCCGCCACACUGGCCGCUUACUGCCCCUUCCUGAUUGGCAGCCAUUUUCAGAGGAUGUACACUAACAGCUGCAGCCUGGAGCAGAACCUCCACAACAACAUCAUCCUCUGCCAGGCCCUGCAGACGCUCGUCCUCGGACUAGACAUACAGCCUACAGAGUUGUCGGACCCUAACCCCGUCCUGAUGCUCAUGCUGUGUGUUCACCUGUAUGAACACCUGCCCCAGUACCUCCCCCGCCGGACCCUCACCUUGUCAGGCAGCCUACACUCCAGCUUCACCAAACAGGUGCGUCUCAGGAGCCCAUCCUCCUGUCCUCUGCUGUACCAGGCUUCCCUCCUGGGGAAGGACGCCCACCUGUUCUCCCUCCCUCACGGACCCUCCAUCACCAUCCCCCCCAAGGGUCAGCGUGUGGCGGAGCUGACGCUGCGGUACUCGGGCUCCUUCCUGCGGCCCAGGGAGGCGGCGCUGCUGCUCUCCCCCCGCUCUGCCGUCGGCCCACGCGGGGCGCCGCUGGUCUUCUCCCUGAAGACGCAGGUCACGCACGUCACCCCGAGCGGUGUUGUGAAGUGUCGAUCUCCAUGUUACCAGCUGAAGAAGUUGCAGAUAAGGGUGACCAAUCCCUUCAGCCAGGACGCCUCCUUCAGGGUGGUUCUGGUGGAGUCCAGAGAGAACCCCCUCCAGCUGGAUGACAACCAGAGCAUCAAGGAGAACCUUAUCCAGCAAGUCACCUCCAAAGCCGACCACAACCCUAACCCAGACAGUACAACCAGUCAGACAGAAAUAAUCGACACAGAACACGCCUCUGGGAAUGAAAAUGAUCAAGGAGAGAGGAGGGGUGUGUGUGAGUUCCACACCCCGUGCAGCACGGUGUGUGUUCAGGCAGGACAGACAGAGGUUCUGGAGCUCCACUACCUGCCCUUCCAGCUGGGUCAGAGAUACUGCUCCCUGCUGAUGGCCUGCACCCAGGUCGGGGAGCUGGUGUACCUGGUGAAGGGGGUGUGUGAGCUGCCUGUCCCCUCGCCCUUACCAAGCCAGCCGAGCCCCUGGACUGUGGCCCCCAGCAGCGGCCCCUCUGGAGAGUGUGAGGCGGGGCCGACCCUAACCCUCCGCUGUGGCGUGGGGGAGGUGUGUGAGGUGGUGGUGUGCGUGCCCCUGGUGAACGUCCAAUGGGAGCGCGCCCUGGCGGCGGUGGGGCAGCGGAGGAUGAGCGAGGAGGAGCUGUGGAGGCGUGCGCUCACACACACCCUGGACAGCAGCUCGGUCAGGGCCGCCGUGGCCGCCAACACACUCACAGACUCACAGGCCCUACUGGUCCAUGGUCCAGCCCAGAAUCAGAAGGUGGACUACAGUGUGGAGGUGUCUCUACCUGAACACUUCACUGUGACAGACUCCAUCAGCCUGCCUGUGGCCCGCCAUGCCACUCUGCCACAGGACUCCCCUGCAGACUCGGAGGUGGUUCUGCUUCCGUUGCGGUUCCAGGCUGGCAGUGCAGGCCUGUUCUGCUGCCAGCUGGUGCUGCGCUCCUGGAGGGACGUCAGGCUCCAUCUGCUGGAGGCUCAGGUCACUGCACCUGGUCAGCACGCUCACCUGGACUUCAGAACACCAGCACACCAGCCUGUCACCCAGGAUAUCCCUCUGAACAACGAGAGCAGCCGGGACUGGAGGCUGCGGGGCGUGGUUGCUGGGCGGGGCUUCUCUGGCCCCCCUGUGCUCUACCUGAGGGCGGGGGAGAAGGCUCCCUACCCGCUCACUUUCCAACCCUCCGCACAGGGUGUCGUCACGGGCAAGCUGUCUCUGCUGAAUGACAGCAACGGUACAGAGCACAUCUUUACCCUGCGAGGUCGGGGAGAGCGCCCCCUGCCUGUGGAGCAGCUGGUACUGCACUGUCCUGUCAGACAGACCUCAUCCUGCACCCUGCACGUCCCCAACUACAGCCAAGACACACUCACCUGCAAGGUGGAGUCAGACCUGUCCUUCGUCAGUGGUGCGGCUACCCUGCAGAUCGAACCAGGUUGCACCCACCCCUACACACUCUCUGUGUCCCCAUGGAAACGGGGGAAGCACACCGGGUCAGUGUCGUUUGUUGCCAUGGAGAUGGAGGACGUGCAGGAAAUUGAUGGACCAAAUGCAGUGGGCUCCUCUAGACAGUAUGAGGUUUGGUUUUCUCUAGAAGUUGCAUGCAGUCCGGCCCCACCCACGAAGGUUGUCGUCGUGCAGUGUGCUGUUCAGAGCUGUGUUACCGUGGAGAUCUCAGUUAGCAACCCACAGGCAGAGUCUCUGCUGCUGGGGGUGUGUCUGGAGGGAGAGGACCUGAGUGGGGACAGCCAGGUGUGUUUGCCAGCGGCCGGCAGCCUCACCUACAAAGCUACUUACAGCCCUGCCAGGGUAGGACACAGGACCGGCAGCGUGAUCUUCCAGUCUGAGUUGCUUGGAGAGUUCUGGUACCAGUUGAACCUGCUGGCUGAACCCCCUGUCCCAACCACCCUACCCCAGAGUAGCUGUGAGCUGGGGAAAUGGAUCAGAGAAUGGAUUUCUCUAGUCAAUCCCACAGAUGAGACCUUAGAGCUGAAUGUUGUCAACAGCAACCCCCGCAACUACACUGUGGAACUGGGCACAAACAGCCCUCUCAUUGUAGCCCCCCACUCCUCUACCAAGGUUCCGGUCCGUUUCAGCCCGUCAGCUAUCGGAGCAGGAAACCAUACUGCUAACAUCACCUUCACCUGUCCUCAGGUGAUGGAGUGGCGAUUUGUGCUGAGUGGGCGGGGCCUGGUGCCAGGGAGCAUGGACCCCCUGAGUGUCUCGUCUCUGAUUGGCUCCCACUCCUCGCUCAUCCUUCCCUUCACCAACCCCACAGAGCACAGUGCUCUGCUGCAUAUCAGCCUCUCAGAUGAAGAUCCCAGCGGGGGGGCCUGCCCGUCGGCCCAGAGAGACAGCCAGGUCUUCUGCAUCCCCCUCAAACACACACACGGAGUGCGUGUGUGUGCGGGGGCCAGUGUGGACAUUCCGGUGGUGUUUGCUCCAGACUCCAUGCAGCUCCACCAGACCUGGCUCUGCCUCCGGCUUCACCCUCUCCAGGACCUGCAGGACCAGGAACACACACCCAGCCAACAAGACCAGGAACACACACACACACCCAGCCAACAGGACCAGGAACACACACACACACCCAGCCAGCAGGACGAGAACCAGGGACACACACAUAUGGACAAGUCAGGGUGUGUGGUGGAGAAUGGGCGUGUCAGUGCUGUAUGCUGGGUUUAUCCCAUCCACGGGAUCCCUGAGGCUCCGCCCAAACCUUCUCAGCCAGCGGAGGUGGUGUGUGAGGCAGGGCGGAGGAUAGAGGAGAGGAUAGAGGUGCAGUUUACCGCCUGCAUCCCAGUGUCCUCCACCCCUGCCAACAACCAGGACCAGAGCAGCAACACAGCCCCGAUCACAGGCUCCCUUGUAUGUCUGGAGGACUUUCUGUGUGAGCUACGUUACCAUGGUGAGGAGGAACGGGCAUGGCUGGAGGGCUGUGUGUCUGUAUCUCUACUGGAGGGGAAGAGGGACCCCCAAUCUGGCAUCGUGUCCCUCAGCCUGGGCCUCACCUACGCCCCCCACAGACCACUCAGGUGUUUGGCAGAGCUGGUGGUCCGCUGUGUGACAGGAGGGCUCUGGAAGUUUCCCAUCAGACUGGUUUCCACUGCUCCGCAGGUUGAUGACGUCAUCAUCAUCGAGGCAAGAGGGCUCCACAAGACCUCUGCUGUGGGCUUUCGCCUGACCAGCCAGACCAGCCACCCAGAGGCCUUCACCGCAGGCUUCCUCCCAGGCAGUGGGAGGGAGUUCACGGUGGAUCCGCCCUCGGGAGAGCUGCUUCCUGUGGGCUCGGCUGGAACACUGCUCACCGUCUCAUUUACUCCCAGCAUGUACAGCAAGAAGCACCUCGCUACGCUCCUGGUCCAGACACCAGACAUGCAGUGGACCUAUGAGGUGCGAGGAAUGGCACCUGCAUAUACCCCGCCCCUCUCUCCUGGCUCCACUAAUGGGAUCAGUUCCUCAGGGACCCGCCCAUCUGAAGUUCGCCAGCGGAACUUUGUGGCUCGAAACCUUCAGCUUCCUGCCCUUGCUAACUCCUCCCCCUUUAGACGCAGAGCCGGCACUUUUGUGGCAGACACACAAUAAGCGACACAAACCUGAACUACACACGCA